This is a messenger RNA of Toxoplasma gondii ME49, 767 nucleotides long. RefSeq lists its product as hypothetical. The transcript has a single exon. Bases 54 to 767 code for a protein of 237 amino acids. Lineage: Eukaryota; Apicomplexa; Conoidasida; Eucoccidiorida; Sarcocystidae. The record is from RefSeq and is a predicted model, not a curated record.
CGCCGCGUUGAACCCUUAAACACCCUUCUCUCUCUUGUUGUGUGGACGUCAAGAUGAUGGGACUUCGCAAGUGCAUGCUGGCCUUUGGUGUGGCAGCUGCUUUGGCAGCUCCCGCCCUGGCAGCGGACCAAGAGACGACCUUCCUGCAGAAGGAUUCCGACAGUGCCGUCACCAUCGCGGAGGAGGAUCCGAAGGUCGAUCCACGCUUCGUCUCACUCUUCGCAGGCUGGUUUGAUGUCAUGUGCGACCUGAUGUACAGGAAGUACAUGUACAACUAUGGCGCCUAUGUUCCACCGCCAUCCCAGCCGCCUCACCACCAUCAUCAUCAUCAUCACCAUCACCCGCAUUCCUCUGAAUCCUACUCCGACAGCUCCUCCGACAGCUCCUCUGACAGCUCCUCUGACAGCUCCGAAGAAGGCAACGACCGUCCGCCUCGUCCUCCCCACCACCCCCGCCCUCCCCACCACCCUCACCCUCCGCACCAUCCUCACCCGCCCCACCACCCGCACCCUCCUCGUCCGUCCAGCUCCUCCGAAGAACACAGCUUCUCUUCUGAGGACAACCGCCCACACCACCCUCACCCGCCAAUGAAGCCUUACCCUCCCAUGAUGCCCUACCCUCCCAUGAUGCCCUACCCCCCCAUGAUGCCCUACCCCCCCAUGAUGCCCUACCCUCCGAUGAUGCCCUACCCUCCUUUCUAUCCUCCCUCCAAACCCCCGCGUCCCACUCCGAAAGACCACACUGAGUCGAAGGUGAAUCCGGCAUAG